This is a messenger RNA of Daldinia loculata, 867 nucleotides long. RefSeq names its product NAD(P)-binding protein. The record is from RefSeq and is a predicted model, not a curated record. Bases 1 to 867 code for a protein of 288 amino acids. Gene Ontology annotation, molecular function: oxidoreductase activity. NCBI's taxonomy places the organism in Eukaryota, Fungi, Ascomycota, Sordariomycetes, Xylariales, Hypoxylaceae. The transcript has 3 exons.
AUGACUCAACUCGUAUGGCUUGUCACUGGCUGUUCUUCCGGAUUCGGGGAGAUUUUGAUCCAGCAGAUAUUAUCUCGAGGGGAUCUUGCCGUUGCCACUGGACGAAAGCUAGACAAGCUCCAGCAUCUUGAGCGACUCGGGGCGACUACAUUAGAACUCGAUGUCACCCACUCUCAGGAAUCCAUCAAUGACACUGUCGCUAAGGCCACAGCCGUAUACGGGAGAAUCGAUGUAUUAGUAAAUAACGCCGCAUUCGUCGCGACAGGAGCGUGGGAGGAUAUUGAAUACGAUCAGCUCCUUGCCCAGUUUGAUACGAAUGUUUUCGGAGUCUUCAAGGUAACGCGCGCAGUCCUACCCCAUCUAAGAGAGAGGAAGUCGGGUGUCAUGGUAUUCAUCAGCUCUCUCUCGGGCUGGCACGGGCAUGCUUUCACCGGUCCCUAUGCCGGAUCCAAGUUCGCUCUGGAAGGCCUCGUCGAAAGUUUGAGUCGGGAAACGGAAGGUUUUGGAAUCAGAACCUUGUUAAUCGAGCCCGGUAGAUUCCGAACGAUGCUCUUGUCGCCGAGCAAUCGACGUUCAGUGACGUCCAGUAUCCCAGACUACGCGGGGGCUUCGAAGGCCAAUAUGGAUGGGCUAGCGAAGGAAGAUCGGUCGCAGCCCGGUGACACGGAGAAAGCAGUCGAAAUCAUCCUAGACCUUGUUAGAAAGGAAGGGUGCGCGCUGGGAAAAGAAGUGCCGUUGAGAUUCCCUCUGGGCAGGGAUUGCUACGAUACGAUCAAAGGGAAAUGCGAGGAGACUCUGCUCUUGCUCAAAGAUUGGCGUGAUGUUAUUAAUAGCACGGAUCAUGAUGGCUACCCUGCACUGAGUUAA